UCCUGCGCAUAUGGUCACUCUAACAGGGGACGUGCUUCGAGAAUAUUUUAAUUUAUUAAUUGAUAACCUAAUUGGCGCUUGCACAUGGACGGCAUAAACAAGUUCAACGAAUUUGUGGCGUUGCACAAGACGCAGCUGGAGUCCUCGGGGAUUCCGGUGCACUUUUGGCCAGCCCUUUACCGGAAACUGGCCACAGAAACCUUUGAUGCCGGCGAGGCGCUACAGUUGAUGCUAAUCGACUACGACGACGAUGAGGAGCAGAAUCCCGCCGAGGACGACGACAGUCCCAACCCGGUGUUUGCAUUGGGAGUGGCCCGCGAGCAGGGAAUAAAAGCGGAUGACCCGCGGGCCAUCUACUUGGUCGAUCAUGCCUGGACCUUCCGGCUGAACAGCGCUCGGCAGCAGUUGGAGCAGCACCAGCAGCUGGCGGACCGCAUGUCGGCCAUCACCGGCGUGGAUCUGGAGCUGGAGGAUCGGGUCGACAAGAUACUGCGCCGCCUGUGGAAGUACUGCCAAGCCUACUCCAUCGGCAGCGAGGGCCUGUCGGAUGAGGAGCGCCAGCCCAUCUGGUACGUGAUGGACGAGGUCGGGUCGGCGGUGAACCACUCGGACGAUCCGAACUUCCGGCUGGUGCCGCUGCUCUACCUGAACACCCAGACCACGUACAGUGUGCUCUUUCCCGUCCGGAACUGCGAGCCCGGAGAUCAGGUCACCCGCGAUAUGGUGGAGUACGUGGCCAAGGAGGCGCCGCAGCGGGCUGCCCUUCUUCUGCCCUGGCGCGAUGCCGACCUCACUGCCGAGAGUUUCCUGCAGGUGGAGCCGCGGGCGGAUUACUUCACCAGCGGUCACACCCCAGAGACGUAUCCCAAAGAUAACACCGAUCCCCUGUCCGCUAGGACACGUUGCGAUCCCCUGAAGGUGUAUGCCCAGUAUGAAGUGGUGCGUCAGCAUCUCACUUCGCCCGAGUUUGUACUGGUUGACAACGAAGACGAGGCGGACGUCCUGUGGCUUACGCACCACUUCAAGAACUUCGAGGAGUUCGCCGACCAGUCGCCGGGCAAGUUCAUCAACCAGUUUCCGUUCGAGUACGUGAUUACCAUCAAGGAUUUGCUCAGCAUUGUGGGCCGUCGGGCGGCCAAGGAGCACCACAAUGGCCAUACGCUGGAAACUUACCCCAGCUGGCUCCCCACCACCUACAACUUGUCCACGGAACUCAAGGAGUUCGCAGCGUAUUACCAAACGAGGGCGGCCAGGGGCCUGGACAACCACUGGAUCGUCAAGCCCUGGAACCUGGCCCGUGGCCUGGACACCCACAUCACGGACAACAUCAAGCAGAUUGUGCGUUUGCCGGCCACCGGACCAAAGAUUGCCCAGAAGUACAUUGAGCGACCGGUUCUCUUCAGACGAGAUGAAGUGGAGGGAAGCGUGAAGUUCGAUAUUCGCUAUGUGAUACUCCUGAAGAGCGUUAAGCCCCUAAAGGCCUAUGUGCACCGCAAGUUCUUCCUGCGCUUCGCCAACCAUCCUUUCUCGCUGGAUCACUUCGACGACUACGAAAAGCACUACACGGUGAUGAACUACCAGGAGGAGGCGCAGCUGCACCACGUCAAGUGCGACGACUUCUUGGCCCUCUGGCAGGAGCAGUAUCCGGAGAGCGAAUGGUCGACCCUGGAGCAGCAGAUCUGCCACAUGCUGCGGGAGGUGCUGCAGUGCGCCAGACAAGCAGAUCCGCCCUGCGGACUGGCACCCUGUGCCCAAUCCCGGGCGCUGUACGCUGCUGACAUCAUGCUCCGGUGGAAAGAUGAUGGCGAGAAGGUGAUGGAGCCGCAGUUGCUGGAGAUCAACUGGACUCCGGACUGCAAACGGGCCUGCGACUACUAUCCCGACUUCUUUAACGACAUUUUCCGGCUGCUUUUCCUGGACGAGGACAACGACGACAGCUUCCGACUGCUAACGGCGGACAAUUGACGAACAUCAAUCAAUAAACCGGGUUCUUGUUGCUUACUUA
Messenger RNA from Drosophila elegans, 2005 nucleotides. RefSeq names its product tubulin--tyrosine ligase-like protein 12 (gene TTLL12). The record is from RefSeq and is a predicted model, not a curated record. Lineage: Eukaryota; Metazoa; Arthropoda; Insecta; Diptera; Drosophilidae. Gene Ontology annotation, biological process: protein modification process. The coding region runs from base 85 to 1965 and encodes 626 amino acids. The transcript has a single exon.